Molecule: messenger RNA, 549 nt
Organism: Encephalitozoon romaleae SJ-2008
Lineage: Eukaryota; Fungi; Microsporidia; Unikaryonidae
Exons: 1
Coding region: 1-549 (182 amino acids)
Source: RefSeq, a predicted model, not a curated record
AUGCCAGUGAAGGAGAAAGAUGAAGUCCUUUUGGAAGAUAUCAAGCAGGAUCUUCAAAGUAUAAGGACAGCAGUUAUAGAAUCCGGGGAUAUCUCCAAGCUUGAUGAAUAUAACCUUGAAGGCCUCUUUGGGAUAUAUAAGAAUCCAGAGCAGCAGGUAGUGUUUAUGAGGACCAUAUAUAAGCAGAUAACACGAGAGAUUCUGAAGUUCCUCUCUUCCAAAUGUAUUUCUGAGGCAAUGGUCAGCAUAUGUAUUCUUUACGAGAUGUUUAAAAGUCAACGGGGAUACAUUGAUGUGGAGAUGAGUCUGGAGGAUGUGGAGUGUAUCAAUCAAUAUGUUUAUAGCUUAGGGAAGAAAGAAAACACCGACAUUAUUUGGGAAGGAGUACGUGCAUGGGGAUGUCUGAAAAGAAAGAAAGCCAUUCGAAUAUGCAUGAUGCCGUUUCCAGAUGAUGAACAGAGUUUAAUGGUUAUUGAAAAAGAGUUGGAGGUUAUAUCGAAGACUCUUGACAACUGGGAUGAGCCUAGAAACGAGAGCUGUAUAGAUUAA